Guyanagaster necrorhizus is the source of this 555-nucleotide messenger RNA. RefSeq lists its product as uncharacterized. The transcript is spliced from 4 exons. Bases 1 to 555 code for a protein of 184 amino acids. NCBI's taxonomy places the organism in Eukaryota, Fungi, Basidiomycota, Agaricomycetes, Agaricales, Physalacriaceae. The record is from RefSeq and is a predicted model, not a curated record.
AUGGUCGAAGAAGGAGGCAUUGAAGCCCAAUCAGCCAAACGUGCUAAGAAUGUAGGACGAUAUCAGCCCUCUGUCGCCCGUAAUGCCAGCCUGUCGCAACUAUUCCUUCCUACUCUUUUCCAAUUGUUACUGCGACCCAUUUGUUCGACAGGACAGUCCUCGAUGCUCGCCAAAGCCCAUUCUGGAAACCCGAUGACAUCCCGGAAAAGACAGGAGGAGGAGAUGCCCACUUCCGCGCAUAUAGGGACCUGGGCAUUGUUCGCGCUAGCCGUAGGAUACAAAGCAAAUAAUCAUGGAGCAACUACGGAGCCGUGGGCAAGGACGCUCUCGCUCUUUACAUUCUUUCCAAGAGUUUAUUCCACAGCAACAGACGACCGCUUCCUGUCUGCACCACGCUCAGAAAUUCCUAUCUCCAGGCGCUCAGUACCUAUAUGGACCAAGGCGAAGGAUAUUAUGUCAGAUUUAGGACAUAAAUACGGUAUAUCUGGAGAUUUAUCGAAAAUAGAAAAGAGAAGAAUCGUCUGUCUUCACGCAUGCGACCUCCGAACCUCAUAG